Molecule: messenger RNA, 210 nt
Organism: Aureobasidium musti
Lineage: Eukaryota; Fungi; Ascomycota; Dothideomycetes; Dothideales; Saccotheciaceae
Source: the annotation of a GenBank genome assembly
AUGGGUCUGAUCAAGAAGCUCCGCAAGGCCAAGCAGGAGGCCAAGCCCAACGAGAAGCCCGACCUUGUCAAGACUCACCUCCGUGACAUGAUCGUUGUCCCCGAGAUGAUCGGCUCCGUUGUCGGUGUCUACUCCGGUAAGGAGUUCAACCAGGUCGAGAUCAAGGCCGAGAUGGUCGGUCACUACCUUGGUGAAUUCUCUAUCUCAUAG